CAUACUUCUCACAUAUUCAGCGCGUACCCAUAUCACGACCAAGCUUUCUCAACUGUCAAAUUUUAUUAAUUCGACAAAACAUUUUAUUAAUUGCACGAAACAUGUGAAUUUUCCUGGUUGCGUAACAAGAAUAUACGAAGAGUGAGUUGGUGGCACAAAUCCGACGAAACAUGUGAAUUUUCAUGGAUGGAUAUCAGAAGCACAGGAGAAGCUAGCUGGUGCACAUAGCCGAGAUUUGAACCCACUUUUGAUAGACCGACGAAACUAAUGAUCUUUCUGUGGCGGACCGCUAGAUGGCGCGAGCGAGGUCGUUGCUAGCUUUGACUGAAAAUCUGACGGGCCCGCCAUUAUUUCGGAGAGUAACCGCGCAGUAUUCAUUACGAACUGUUGUGAUAAAAAAUCGAGGUUGUGGAGUAAUUCAACGAGUUAAAGAUGUUUUGUGAUAAUGUGACUACUGAAGCCUACGUCCUCUCCGUUGAGCUCUCGACUCUUCAUCGUACUCCUUACAUCCUGGUUUGCGGACGCGCGCGCCGGAGGGUGGCUGGGGAGGUUCACGACAGGGGAGUCCCCGAAGGGGAGAGACCCGGUGCCGCGUGUUGGCGUCGAGGUGUCAGUAUGCGAUCGCGCAUUCCAUGCGGGAACACCUGUUUGCUCCGAACGAUUGCAUCGGCUCGUGUGCAACGCGGUCGCGCUCGGUUCGCGGAGUAAAGACAGAGGAAAGGUAGAGAGACGAGAGAGCGUGAAAGGGAGGGAAAAAGAGAGAGAGAGAGAGAGAGAGAGAAACAGAUAGACAAAGAGGGGGUUAAUAUCAUAAACCCCAGGCAGAAAGUACUUAAGCCAUCGCCAAGUAAAUAUUCUCGAAUAGAGACGAAGCAUUCGUUUCGGAAAGGAUUGCAUUAUUGGAAAAUGCGAGAUAUGUAUUUUACGUUAUAAUAGACAUGUAGUACGUUAACGCAUUGCGCAUUUGAAACGCUCGUUUCAGUCGUUGGCGUGAAGGCAGCGACAGAACUGGAUGCGACUGUAAUAGUAACGCGUUCUCGCGAUUUCACACAGGAAGAGUGUUUUUCGAAGUGGAAAGAGAAACAUUUUAGAAACGCGUCCUUUCUGAAACGACUGGUUGAAACGCGUUUUUCACCUUACCUUUGUUGCCAACUAUGCAAAUCGUAAAAAACUACCCUCUCGAUGCGUAUUUAGAUUGAUUUUCGAUUUGAUACUUCUCAAGUAGGAGAAAUUCAAUUGGUUUCAUUAGAGAGGAGAUCGUGAUAACGUUAAAAUGCGAACGGGACUGAUCGGGCCCUCUUCCGCGUAGACUUCGUUUAUUCGCGAACGUACGUACGUGCGUCUGUGCGUGUCCCGUUACCGAGAGCAGUAAGCGAAUGAAUACCGUUCCUGAGAAGCUAAGUUCCCUGAUCCAAGUGCUUUUUCCCUGGGACCAGAGACACGGAGUGCUUGGAAGAGGAGGAAAGGUAGAGGGUGAAGGGGACGAAGAGAAAGGGAAAGAGAAACGGCGGGUGGACGGAGUCCGCGAAACUUCAACCACGUGCUUCUCGAUUGUACACGCCAUGUCGCCGCGCAACGGCUCUUGCGUGGCGGAGGUGAGUUCCGUGAGGAGCCUCUCAUCGGAUGACGUCUCGGCGACUAAGGCGAACCGGAAGAAAUCGUGCUGGGCUCGCGCGACCGACCCGGCCCACCGUCGCGGCCGGCGAAUCCAGCUGUUGCAGAUGCUGGUGCUGCCCUUCAUACCGAUCCUUGCCCUGAUCGUGCAGACCGCCAAUACCCUUCACGACAUCCUGAUCUAUCGCCAGGAGGUAUCCGACAUAGAGUCACAGGUUACGAUAGCCACGGAUCUCGGCAAGAUAGUCACCAGGAUGCAGCUGGAGCGAUCCGAGGUGGCCUUCUUCAUUUACACCAACGGCAACACUCUAAGGUCAAACUUGACUCAGAGAUUCUCCAUAACGGAUCAGGACCUUCACAAUAUGAGCACCUGGCCUCUGGUCUCCGUGCCUAGAGAUGAGAGCAAGACGCAGGCAUACGACGUGGUCAGCAAGGAAGCCUUCCAGGCACGUUUGGGGGAUUUCAGGCAGAAGAUCAGCUCGGAGGAGAGCAGUAUUAGCGAGGUGAUGGCGUGGUACACCAGCGUGAACGCUGCUAUGCUGGAUCACUUGACUAAUCAGAUUAAGGAGACUGACAACAGCGGGGUGUGGAGGUAUCUGAUAGCCUUCAAGAACCUCCUGCGGAGCAUCGAGAGCCUCGGCAUCGCCUCCGUGGAAGGGAUCAAUUACUUCGGCCGCGGUAUUCUCCUCGGCGACAAUUACAUCAGCUACGUUCGUCACGACGCGCUGGGACGUGAUCUGCUGAACGCGGCCCUUACCUACGUGCCCUCCCUCAAGAAAUUUUACGAGGAGCUCACGCGCACGAUGCCUGAGUACGACAAGAUCAGAGCGAGACGGGACGAGAUCCUGCGGAAUCAAAAGAGGGAGCCGAGCGUGGACGAUGCAAUCGCUUACUUCGACUCGAUGGCCACUUACAUCGACGAACUGCGUAAACUGCAACGGGAAUUGCGUUACAUGAUAAGAAAUUACGUCAACUCGACGUUACAAGACGCGAGCAACAAGGAAGUCGCGGGAAUUGCCAUCGUCGUGCUGGUGUUGAUGGUGUCGCCCAUCAUCAUAAUACUGAUGCGGAACGCCGUCGCCACCAUUCAGAUGUACGCCGCAAAUCUGGCGCAGAAGGCGCGUGAACUCAAGCGCGAGAAGAGGAAGAGCGACACGUUGCUCUUCCAGAUGCUUCCGCCCAGCGUGGCCCAGCAACUCAAGCAGACACAGCAGGUACCAGCCGAGUAUUACGAGGCGGUGACUGUCUACUUCAGCGAUAUAGUUGGCUUCACGGAGAUCGCCGCGGAGAACACACCGCUUGAAGUGGUGACGUUCCUCAAUUCGAUUUACAAACUGUUCGACGCGCGUAUCGAGUGCUACGACGUUUAUAAGGUGGAGACCAUUGGAGACUCCUACAUGGUCGCUUCCGGCCUGCCCGUCAGAAAUGGCGACAAGCACGUCUCUGAGAUCGCCACGAUGGCGUUGGAUCUGCUGGCGGCCUCAUCCGUCUUCCAAGUACCCAAACGUCCUGGUGAACGGCUACAGAUACGUAGCGGGGCACACACCGGGCCUGUCGUGGCCGGCAUCGUCGGCAGCAAGAUGCCACGUUACUGUCUCUUCGGGGACACCGUGAACACGGCGAGUCGCAUGGAAUCGACCGGGGAAGCUCUGCGAAUUCACAUCAGCUUGGAGAUGAAAAAGGCACUCGACGCGGUGGGUGGUUUCAGGAUCGAACAUCGUGGCCUGGUCGACGUAAAGGGCAAAGGUCUCAUGGACACAUAUUGGCUGGAGUGCAAGGAUGGCGGUAUUGCUCGCGCCGCCGAGCUGGAUCUGCCGUCGUUCUUCGAGGACGUGCGACCGGUCUUCAUGCGUCGUUUGCGUGAGGAAGGUCGCAGGAAUCGUCUCUCCCAUCCGAAUCUGCACAUCACUCCGGUGAAAGCGCCACCGCAAUCGCAGUCCAGCAUCGAGUCGCAGGACUCGGGCACUUACGAGGGCACCCGUUCAACCACACCCUGCCCACCGAGCUAUUCGCCGGCGAGCCAACGCAGCCGUUAUUCGCAGCCGAAUCUACCCACCCUAUUGAUUUCGUACGACCGUCGAUCGGCAGGCUCGCCGGAUCGCCGCAUCCGCAUGUCCCAACCGACCCUCAACUCCAGCCUGAGCGGCAUCAACUUCUUCGGCAUGAAUCGCGUAGGCGGCGGUCGGCUGUCCUAUACAAGCUUACGUGCUACCUCUGGCGACAACAGCAUCAACGAGGAGGAGAGACUGUCGACGCCGAACGUGCACGCCCUGGGCGGCAGCGGCAGUCCGCGUGGAAGUCUAACGAUGGAGCGGAGUUCGUCCAGACUAUCGCAGCCGGACGUGCGCAGGUUCAACCUGCGGCAGGAUAAGCGCGAGCGACUGUCGCAACCCACUCUGGUCACCGGCGACUAUUAUCCUGGUCGAGGGCAGCAACGACUGUCUCAACCUUGCUUAAGCAGCGGUCGCGAGGGCGUCAUUGGCGUCCACUCACCCUCACCGCCGCCGUAUCCCCUGAAACACAAGCGAUUCGUGCCAGGUGCAUUGCAAGCUUGCCAACGCGACCGUCUGUCUCAGUUAGACAUCGGUUCCAAAUACCGGAACAUCAUGAAGGACUUGGGUGGCGGCAGUGGCAGGGACGCCUCGCAGGUCAAGUUCAACCGCGACCGAUUCUCCAUACCGGAGCUGGAGACGCAAAACGAUCUGAGACUAAUUGCUGGAACGCCAAAGCAACGCUUCAGCUUGGACAGUCAGCUGACGAAGCAGCGUUUCAGCCUGGACAGCCAAGACAGUUGCAAGUCCAGGCUGCUACCGAUCGCCAGCUCGCCGAUCUUCGAGCAUCAGCAGAUGAAGACCGAGGAGAUGACAGGCAUAACGUCUAGUCGACUGAAGAGUCCCACUUGCGAGGGUCUAGAGAGUGUGCUCGUGGCGAGCACAUCGCCACUUUUUCCAGCAGGCGAGAGGCGCUUCCUCGCGCCAGAUUUCCCGUUCCCGAGGAAGUCGUCCAAGUCACCGUCGCCGACGAAAACGACGGAAUCGAAAACCACCGGCAAACCACCGCCGAUCCCGGUCAGGGAGAGAAUGUCUGUGCCGGAGAUCAGGAACUCGAGUUUGCGCCGGUUAUUAGAUCCACCUACUCGACAACGACACAGCAUCGCCGGCAACCUCAGACAAUCGUUACUGACGCCAGUUAAGCUGCAGGACUUUGGUACAACCGGUGGCAGAAAGUCACCGCGAUACUCGAUUGACGAUGCAUUGGAGAAACUCAAGAGGAUCGAGAAGGAGGAAAAUCGACGGAAUCAGGAAAUGAGCGAGGAAAAGUAUCAAACGAAAGAGCAAGAUCAACUACAACAGCAACAGCAGCAGGAACCGAAGCACAUACAAAAGCAUUACUCGUAUACUUACGAAACCGGCGACGACGGGAGCGUCUCGUCGUCGUUGGGCAAAAUCAGUGUGGGCGGCACACCGAAGCGCAAGUACUUGGAGAGCAACUUCGACGAGAACGAGCAGGUGAUCACGACGGUGAUCGAGACGGACGUGCCGAUGAUCAUGCCGAGCCCGAUCAAGUACGCGAAAAAGGUGCAAGCGUACUCGAGCGAGACCCCCAAGUGGAUUCGCAAAUAUUUGGACGAGAGCCCCAAGAUAGGUAGGAAAACUUCCACCGUCGGUGGCGGCAGCGGCGGUACAGGCGUCAAAGAAACCGGUAGGGUCAACCGAAGAAGCAGUCGCAGGAAGAGCUCGCUGGAGUCGAUCGAGUCGGUGACGAAGAAACCCGAGGAGAAGCCCCGUUCCAAGUCCGUCAGCUGCGAAGAGAGGAAUGCUAAGGGUAUCACGAUCCCCGCCACGGAGCAGAAAGGCGUGAUGAACACUUACGUGAGAAUCGUGCCGUCCAGUAACGCUCAGGAGAACAGAUACGAGGUCGGCGUGGAGUCUGCAGUUUCGGACUGGAAAACCGAUACUCGAGGUCCGUACGGAGACGACACCGACACGGACGAUUCCACAUCGAUUUAAUCUGCAGUCCUAACACACACACACACUCAUAUAUAUAUACAUAUAUAUACAUAUAUACACAUAUACAUAUACACCAAAGUUGGGAAAGUUACUUUCCUCAAAGUAAUUUGUCACAGUUAUUCAUUUGAGAAAAUAACUCGUCUGUUAAAGUAAGUUAAAGUCCAAAAUUUUCUAUCAGUAAAAAAUAAUUUUUUUAAAUAACAAUUAUAUAAAAUAUUGUUAUUUAAAAAUAUGUCAUUUUAUUACCGUUACUAACGAAGAAAAAGAAAAUACGCCAUUACCGAGUCGAUAUUGGAGAAAAGUAACUUGUAUAACUUAUUUCCUAACUCUACAAACACAUAUAAUUACCUCUUGGAAGAUCAUUAACGUAUUAGUUAUCGUCAUUUUCGAGGGCGUGUCAAUCGGAACAGCUAAUUAAGCGAUGCAUUCGGCAUAAGUCGUGUCCGAUUUAUUGUGUUCGCAAUUACAAACGAGAAGAACGUCUCGAGAAAAUCAUCGUUGUAUCAAUAUAUGUACAUGUUAGUUUCGAAAUUUGCGCCAAUUAGAUUUUCUAAUUAUGAAUAACCGUUCAAAGUUUCGCCAUCGUGAAUAUCAUCGGACAACGUCGUGACGAAACUUGUAGAAUUUGUAGCAGUAGCUCAUUCUUGCGCGUAUAAAAUUGACGCGGUGAGAAUACCUUAUUCUAAGUUUAUUGCCAUACCGAUAUACCGAGGAAAAACUAAAUGGAGAACAUGAAUAGAGAAGAAACGAGAGACCAGCACUAGUGACGUCGAGAGAUGGUCGACGAGUGGGACGAUCUUGAAGAGGAUUCCUCGAUAUUUUGUACUUAAAGAAAGAAGAACGUCGACUCAUCUAAUCGUCCGGCCAUGCGAGCCGGAAGUCAAGAACCGAAUGCAGAUGAUAUUUUUGCAAAAAGAAAAAAACAGAGGACCAGGAUAUACGCGACACUCCGCUGCGUUUAGCCUAAAUGAUACUCAGAUGUGCUUUAUUAACUUUCUCGAUUCCUAUAUAAGCGAAUUCUGUUUUUUGUAUAUAUCUAAAAUGUUCGCGAAGGAGCGCAAAGUUGAGGAGAAGAGGGCUGGAGGAUGUGCAGUUUGCGACCGAAAUGCCGAUCGUAAGAUUCGGAAGACGACGAAUUAGUGAGCUUCCGGAUCGUAACGAGUCCCUGAAAAGUCCCCAUUGAUCUCAUCGCGUUGUAAUCGACGGAACGAAAUAGAUCUCUCGCUAAUCGAAAUUUCAGCCUUCCCCAGAUAGACAGAGAUGCUGAGCAUAGCAUACAAACGUUUAACGUACACUUCAUGAUGUUAUCGUAACAGCACAACGUGUUUUAAAACACGUUUGUUUAAAAAAACCUAUAAUUUUAAUAAAAAAAUAUUUACUUUUUAUCAGUACAAUGAUUGCGGGCUAAUUACGUUCUCUUUUCAGUAAAAUAAGUAGCAGUUUUCAUGACAUCAGAUAACUUCUUAGAUACUGAAAAAAUUCUUGUUAUAUCAGGAGACGUACUUACGUUCUCUAAUUACGCUAAUUACGUUCUCUUUUCAGUAAAAUAAGUAGCAGUUUUCAUGACAUCAGAUAACUUCUUAGAUACUGAAAAAAUUCUUGUUAUAUCAGGAGACGUACUUACGUUCUCUAAUUACGCUAAUUACGUUCUCUUUUCAGUAAAAUAAGUAGCAGUUUUCAUGACAUCAGAUAACUUCUUAGAUACUGAAAAAAUUCUUGUUAUAUCAGGAGACGUACUUACGUUCUCUAAUUACGCUAAUUACGUUCUCUUUUCAGUAAAAUAAGUAGCAGUUUUCAUGACAUCAGAUAACUUCUUAGAUACUGAAAAAAUUCUUGUUAUAUCAGGAGACGUACUUGUGCUAAGCAUCAAGCUCAUUGAGCAGAUAUCAUUGAGCAAAUAACAUGUCGAAAUGUCUGUCUGGGUCAAGUUGUAUUCCGAUCAAAAGUCUCAGACGAGUCUCGCGCGUGCAACCCUUCGGUCGCUCUGCGUACAAUAUUUCUAGCGUACGCUGUGUGUCUUAGCUCGGAGCGUAUUAUUUUUACGAGGCUUGCGUCGAGAGGUGUCGUAGAAAUUAAGUGUAAAGAACGGUCAUCUUGUAAAUAUACCGGCUAUAAAGAAUUAUACACACCGCUAAAUGUUCCCACCGUUGUAUCGUUGUAUCGAUCAUCCUUCUCCUUUUUAAUUUUUCAUCGGAAAGAUAUCUUUCGUUUGUCAAACCGUGUCGCGAAUCGUGUGUUAUUGAACGAAAACGUUCGCAAACGAGAAAAAACACGAGAAGGAUUUAUUUGAAAAUAACAGGCGACCCCCCUCCCCCGCGCGCGAGCGAAUGUUAAUUUUUGCUGAUACUAGUCAUUAACGGGAUCUUACGAGUAGUCGUGAUCUUUCUGCGAAUACUCCGAUACGAAUGCGAAUGUGCACGUGAAUGUUGAAUAGUUUUAUUUGCUUUUAGUAAAUAAUUUAGUAGUACAUGUGUCCAUAUAUAUUUACAUACAUGCAUACAUACAUAUAUAUGUACAUAUAUAUAUAUAAAAUAUAAGAAAAAAUAUAUGUUUAUAUAUAUACACAUGUACACGAAGUGUUCAUCGUAAUAGCUCGCAUGAUUUUCGAGAGAGGCAAUAAACGUAUAAAAGAACGUGUACCAAGACUAUAUCUGCUUCAAACCGUUCAGUUAAUGUGUUGCUUGUAAUGUUAUCGCGUAAAAAUAUCGCGUACCGUCCCACAUUUGAAAAACUCCAGAUAAUCUUAAUUAUCUAAUGAAAAUAAAGAUUAUCGAUACUUUUCUUCACUGCAAUUUGUUGCUCAUCCGAGACAGAUGUAAUUCUGUAUACUACAUUUGUUUAUGUGUUCGUUGAAAAUACCUUGAAAAAUAUGCGUUACGAUAAACACUUUGUGUGAGUGCGUUGUGUGUGGGAAGGGGGGAGGUAGUUACGCAAACGCGCGCGCGCGCGUAUGUGUGUAUAUGUGGGGGGUGUGUGACAUAUAAUGCACAAUUAAAUACGUAAAGUAUUAGAAAGAGUCGAAGUGUGCAUAAAAAAAAUACUAUACUUUGUAAAAAGAACGUGCUCUCUGUGUAUACACACAAAGAUUGAAAUAUAUAAUCCAUUGUUA
Messenger RNA from Odontomachus brunneus, 8733 nucleotides. RefSeq names its product receptor-type guanylate cyclase daf-11. Lineage: Eukaryota; Metazoa; Arthropoda; Insecta; Hymenoptera; Formicidae. Gene Ontology annotation, biological process: cGMP biosynthetic process; receptor guanylyl cyclase signaling pathway; intracellular signal transduction. The record is from RefSeq and is a predicted model, not a curated record. Gene Ontology annotation, molecular function: guanylate cyclase activity; peptide receptor activity. The transcript has 18 exons. Bases 1377 to 5624 code for a protein of 1415 amino acids.